Culex quinquefasciatus (southern house mosquito) is the source of this 9067-nucleotide messenger RNA. Its product is annotated as protein sevenless. The record is from RefSeq and is a predicted model, not a curated record. Gene Ontology annotation, biological process: cell surface receptor protein tyrosine kinase signaling pathway; positive regulation of kinase activity; regulation of TOR signaling. Gene Ontology annotation, cellular component: signaling receptor complex; membrane. NCBI's taxonomy places the organism in Eukaryota, Metazoa, Arthropoda, Insecta, Diptera, Culicidae. Gene Ontology annotation, molecular function: protein binding; ATP binding; transmembrane receptor protein tyrosine kinase activity.
UGUAUCGGCACUUGUUCUGCGCGGUCACUUUACUCUGCUCUCCAUUCAGUCUGGCUUGCUUUCAUGUUCCGGAUCGUCAACGUGAUCGACGCGCCAUCUCGCCGUCAGUUUGCGCACUAAACAGUCGAAUUUGAGGAUCAUCGGGUGCGCGUGCGAUCGCCCGUUCAACUGAGUGAUUCAAACGCUUCGACGGUCCGAUCAGUUGUCGUUGGACCGCCGUCGGAUUAGGUCGUGAAAGUCGGAGCAGAACCUGCUGGACUGUGUGUGUGUGUGUGUUCGGAGCUUUGUGAGGCCCUGAUAAGAAGGAAGGAUUAAGUGGCUGGUGACUCGACUUUGGAAAGGUCGCAAGAAAGUGUAUGAAAAAAGGGAUCGAGUUACGACGACUGAACGGGGAUCGAUUACCUCAUUUUUGAGGUUAGUUUUUUUUUGGUUUUGAAGAGGAGUUUAGUGUUCAGGCCGGAAAUAUGGAGUGUCUUGGCGGGGAGUUCGGGAGAGCUGAUCAGAAGACCAUGCUGAGUUGCUCCAGGCGGUGAGAAAAGAUUUUGCGGUUGAGGAUAGUUUGACGAAGAAACCGAAGAUCACCUGAAGUGUUCAACCAAGAGUUCAACGGGGUGUAAUUUGAAACAGGUGAAAUGUGUUAUCAGCGCAGGGGUUGAAGUUUGAAACAAGUGGUUUCUUGAGAAAAAGGUGAAGAGAAUCGAUUCUUAAGGGGAUCAAUCGGUGGAGUUACGAUGCAACGGAUUUUGGUGCUGUUGGUGGUGGUGAUCUUAGCUGGCAGUCAGUCCCGGGGUCAAUCGUUGACGGAGGUCGAGCUGGAGGAUGACUACCAAGUGGCGACCCAGGAGUUGGAGCAACAUUGCGUCCAUCGCUGUCCGGACCAGAACCGAACCGGCUUCAACGAGCACCUCGACGCCAGCUGUGGCAGUGAUUGCUACCUUGCGCAGUGUGCCGUCGGUUGUAAACUCUGGGAACUGGCGCUGGAAUCUUCCUGCCAAAAUGUUUGCAACAAAACCGACCAGGAUCUGCUGGAGCCCAAGGAGCUGUACUGCGUGAUGGGCUGCAACGACGCGCUGAACCGGUACUUCCGGUGGCUCAAGUCGAUGAUCGGAACGCCGCCAGCACCGGCGCUGGUCGCCGACAGCUUGACGGCCAUCCUCUCGCUCGAGUGGGAGGUCCCGAAGUGGUUGGUUCAGUUUUCGCACUACAAGAACCACAGCCCGCAGAGCUACCUGGUGCAGUGGCGGUACGAGGAGGUCGCCGGCGACUGGAAGUUCUGCCGGAACCAGAGUAUGGGCGACAACUCGACGAUACGGGUCGAUAACCUGCAGCCGUACACCAAGUAUAGGUUCCGGGUAGCGUUGCUCCUGUCGCCCCACCACGACGAGGUGCUCAUCUCGGAACAGAGCGUCAUCAUCCUGACGCUGGCGCACGGACCGCCCAUGUCCGAGCCGAAAAUUGUACGCGCCGUUGCGGUAGACUAUUCACGAAUCUCCAUCUCAUGGGAACCCGGACCGUUCCCGAACGGUCCGGUCUUGUCAUACGUACUACAGAUCAAAGACAUCGACCCCUCAGGAUACAGUGCUCUCAAGGACAUCCCGGAGUCGAACUCGUCCCGGUACUACAUCUACGAGAAGCUGAACCCCGGCCGGAACUACUCCGUUUCGGUAAAGAUGCGCAACCCGGAAGGUGAGGGUCCGCCGUCCACCACUUACGUACAGACACCGCCGCAACCACUGGACCUCGACGAGGACAUCCAGCCGACGUUGAUUCUCGGAGCGGAACGAUCCGUUCUCUCCCAAGGGUCGGACCUGCUGUCGGAUCCUCCGACGGACUUUUACCGCAGUCCGCACCACAAGAUCCGCGGAACGGCGAUUCACAUCCGAAAGAACCUACUCUUCGUGUCCGAUGAAGCGGGAAACAUCGUAAAGGCUCCACUACUUAAAGGAGCUGAGAAGAACCGAACGGUCAUUCUAACUCCGGAAGCGGGUCACAACUUUAAGCCUACCCUACUAUCGGUAGACUGGCUCAACGACCAUCUGUACAUCCUCGGCCAAGUCACCGUCAACGGACUGUGGCAAAUCUCGCGCUGUGACUUCAACGGUGAUCGCAUGACGGUAGCGAUCGCUGGACUACAGCGACAACCGAUACACUUUGAGGUUGACCCGUACAACGGGUACCUGUUCUGGGUCAUUCGUACUUUCUACGCCGAUGCCGGCCUCUUCCGACUCGAUCUCGGUGACAUCUCAAACGGAGUCAAGCAUGAAAUCACACCGAUACAGCUGAUCAACCACCACAACCUGGGCGCCUUCGCCGUUGAACACACCAGAUUCCGUGUACUCGUAGCAGAUCAGGACAGCAACACCGUGCUGGCGAUUUCGCUCGACGGCAAAACCAUCGAGAACAUCCGCAACAACACGCAGAGUCCGCGCUUCAAGCAGGUCAAGGCGAUUACGUACGCCAACGAGCUGUUCUACUGGACCAACGGGAAGGAGGUGAUCGCGGAAGACCUGCACAAGAAGCAAAACUUGUACUACCACAAUGCGUACCCGUUUGCGCUACCAAUCACGUACUUUACCAUCUGUGCGAAUCUCUCCUCGGCGCAGCCGAUCCCAGUUCCGGUUAACCCGCCGCGCAACGUCCAAGCCUUGCUCACCAACAAGAAGAUCAAGAUAUUCUGGAACGUGCCACACCUGCUCGGCAUCAAGGGCAAGGGUGCCUGGCAGGAGUGGAUGUACAAGCUGGAGCUGGUCGAGGAAACCACUGGCAAGGUGGUAGCAUACCCGGACAUUACCGGAACCACCUUCACGUCCAUGGACGUAGAGCUGCUCAAACCGGGACAAGAGUACGUGAUCAAGGCGGCAGCGUACACCCCGGCAGGUCGUGGUCCCUGGGGUACGGAGUUCCGGGUACGAACGCUCAAGGACAGCCACGAGCGACAUCUGCUGUGGUCGGGUAGCGAAGGAAUCAUGCGAAGUGACGUGAUCGGUGACGGCGUUGAAACGGUGAUAAGCCGGACAGAGCUCGAAGAUGGAGUAGUGACGGAUAUCGCGUGGUUCGAGAGUAUCUUGUACGUGGUGAGCAACUCGUCACUGGUGUUCUACAACCAAAGUGAAAGUGGGAUUGGGAAGGUCUGGGAACUGGAAUCGGUUGAGUGCGUGACGGUAGACUGGAUCGGGCGACGGCUGUACUACUACAACCCAUCGCAGCAGAUGAUUAUGCGGAGCAGUCUGCACGGUGAUCAACACGAACCAAUUCAUAACGUGAAGAACGUGCGGGAGAUAAAGUUUGAUGCGCUGCGGGGGUACAUCUACUACACAUCGGAGUUUUCGAUGGAAGCGUUCCGGUUGAACGGGAAAGACAAGCAUAGCUAUUACAUGGAGAACGAUCGAUUCACUGGAAAGGUGGUGAUCGGAUUGACUCUCGAUAUGGAUAACGAGCGAGUUUACUGGAUCGUGCGAAGCAUCAGCAACUCAGAACUGUUCAGUGCACACAUGGCUGGAACGGGAUCCGGGAAGAUAUCAUCACUAGUGACGGUGCUUUCGGAUCAGUCCCGAGGGUCGUUGACCCACUUUAGCGAUCGUCUUCUCUGGCUUCAACAUGACGAAGUUGUCGUAGGAGAUCUGCAAGGAAAGAACCUCGCGCACAUCAAGAACCAAAAGCUGAGCGGAGCUCGAGCGUUCACGAUUAUCGACCCGGCACAUCACAUCUAUCCGGAAGACGUACAGAAUAUCAACGUGCUACCGAUGAAGGUCAACGACAGCUCGAUCCGCAUCCAGGGCACAUGGAAAAAGUUCAGCAUCGUGUGGGAUCCGGUAGCGAACGUCAACUACGGCAAGGUGUUCUACAAGCUGACGAUCAAGGUCAAGACCAGAACCGAAAUCCACGAGCUGUCAAAAACAUCGUUCGCCUUCAAUUCAGCAGGAGCGAACUUCGUUCCAGCGCACACGGAAAUCAACGUCACCAUCAGCGCCUUCACGUACUGGCGAUCGUCGAUCUUCUCCAGUGCACGACUAUACAGUCCUUCGGGUAAGCCGUCACCGCCGUUACGUCCGCGAGUGUUCGUCAAGCACUUCCAGAAUCCCAUCCAGAACUCGCACAGCAUCGACGCAACGUUCCGCUGGUCACCACCGAAGAACUCCAACGGACCCAUCAUCGGGUACAAGGUGCACUGCUCGUACGAGGAGGACGACACCGUCAAGCACGUACUGCAGGGUGAGCUGAUCAACGGCACCGAACGGAUCGUCCCCAAUCUGGUCCACAACGUGAGUUACUCGUUCCGCGUGCAAGCUUUGACGAGUGCUCGCGAAGGUGACUUGACGGCGGCGCAGGUGGUCAACACGGCUGAGGAUCAUCCGAUUCCGCAGGCACUGAUCGUGACCUCGGAACAUGUGAUCUUGUACGACUUUGACUCACAGCAGUCGACGAACGUGGUGGGGACAUCGACGCCGAUCAACUUUAUCGUUCGAUUGGACCGGGAGGGAAAGCUGUUCUGGGUGGAUGAGAACAACGAGCUGUUCCAGUUCUACGGUAGUUCCAAGACGAAGCUGCAUACGAUCAGCGGACCGGUGCAGUCGUUGACGAUCGAUUGGAUCCAGCGGGUUCUGUACUGGUCCCAGCUGGAAUCGGUGGGUAGCGCAAUCUACGCGUUCGAUCUGAACCGAAGUGACAAGGAGGGCGUUCAUCUGGAGAGGAUCGUGUACAGAGCUGGAAACAUGAGCAAUCUGGUGGUAUCACCAAUGGAUCGGAAGCUCUUUUGGACGGAAAGGGUACCGGAGGAUGUCAUAUUUGUGCACUCGUUUGAGGAGAACAAGACGGAAGAGUUCUUCGACGAUAGCUUCGAGGAGUGUCCGAAUCGGACGGCUGGGAUUACGGUGCAUCCGGUGCUGACGCUACAAACUUCGGUGGAUGAGGAAGCUAGGCUGUUUUGGGCGGAGACUGGAGCUUUCCGGAGCAUCGGACUGAACAGCAAGACGUGCAUGAACUUUGAGUUUGAGUACAAUCCGGAGAUGCACAGUGUGGCGAAGGAUGGCGAUCACUUUUACUGGCUGGAGAAGGAUACGGCGUUUGUGCGGAUGGACAAUGGGGGCUCGAUCGAAUCGGAGAAGUUUGAUGAGAUCAGGACUUUGCUGCCGCUAAGGUUGCAAUAUUAUCCGGAGAGACGGUGCUUGAUUCCACUACAAAAGGAGCAGGAUUAUCAGGUCAAGUUGCUCCAGCGAACUGAGGAUUCGCUGACGCUGUUGCUGCCGAAGGCAGAAGUGCACCAGAACUGUACGAUAGAACCGAGCGCUAUUCGGUACCAAAUAUUCUACGAAGAGUACCGACCAGUUCAAACUAACGAGACUGAAGAAUGCGAACUGCGGAACUGCAGCUUGGUGAGCUCGUACGAUCGCAGUACGACCAUCCGGGGGCUGAAACCGUUCACCAAGUACCAGUUCCAGGUCAAACUAAUCAACUACUACCAGGAACAGAUAGGACUGACACAAGACUUGCUGGAAAGCCCGCGGUUGGGAUCACCGACGGUGUUCUCCACGGCCGCGGGAGCUCCCUCGACUCCGGAAAACGUAAGUGCCGUGGCGAUUAGCCCCACGGAAGCGGUGGUCCACUGGUCACCGCCCAAGGUCAAGAACAGUGAUCGCGUCUGGUACGAGAUCCACUGGCAGACGGAGAACAUCCACGACGGGCUGAAGAACCGCCAGCAGCAGACGUUUGUUGAUUUUGACGAAACACUAAACCACCUUUCGAUGAACCUGACGCGGCUGCAGCCGAGCAAGGCGUACACGAUCUGGAUCCGGGCGUACUCAUCCAAUACGACGUUCAGCGAGAGCUACCAGGUGAACAUCGUUACGUUCCCGGAACCGGAGGAGAUCAUGCUUCAGUCCAUCUCGUCGACCGAACUGAGCGUCAAGUGGAGACCGCACGUGAACAUCUCGACGUACAAGCUGCAGUACUCCGCGAUGGGAAGCAAGGUUUGGGAAACGGUGUUCGAGACGGGCGUCAACGUUAGCAGUCCAGAGGACGACAUCUUCCAAGUGACCGAACUGCAACCCAAGACACAGUAUCGCUUUAUUGUGCUGCUGUUCUACCCGAACCGCCAGGAUCCGUACAUGUGGCCUUCGGACACCAAGUUUAUCUACGAAACCGAAGCCGACCGACCGAGCGCUCCAGGACGACCGAUCGUGACCCAGAUCCGGCAGGAGUUCUACCGGGUUAUCUGGGAGGCGGCAAAGGACAACGGAGCACCGAUCCAGGAGUACGCGCUGGAAGCAUUGGUGCGAUCCCCAAGGAAUACGAACCGCGUGGAACGAUCAGCGGUGACGGCUGCCGGCAGUGCCGAGCUGGAGGACUACGGCGAAGAAGACAUGAACAACACGAUCCCGACGAGGGUGGACGUUUCGUCGACGGACAGCGAAGAGUACGAAACGUUCGACGAACACUGGGAGCAGGUGUACAACGGAACCGAAGUGUACUGGUUCAUCCCGGAGAAUCGACCUCUGCACAAGCACACCUUCCGGGUGCGGGCAAAGAACUCGUGCGGCUGGGGACCGUACAGCGGCGAAAGCGAACCCAUCAGCGCUCCUCUGAUCUCCGGACAAGCCAGCAGCUUCCUGAUCAUCGGAGUGAUCGCUGCUUCGAGCAUCCUGCUGCUGAUCUUCGUGCUGAUAUGCGUCUGUGAUGUGGAGCUAGCGAACCUCCGCGAGCUGCCCCGCCGGGGCAAUUUCAUUCACAGCAACAACAUCCUGUACAGCUCCGGGCCACUCACGGACUCGGAGAUUGCGCUGCUGCCGCAGAUCCGGCGCGAUCAGAUCACCAUGACCAGAUUCCUGGGCUGCGGAGCGUUCGGUGAGGUGUACGAAGGCAUUGUCAAGGGAUUCGGUGCCGAAGCGGAGACUAGUGUUGCCAUUAAGACCCUUCGUAAGGGCGCUACCGAGCAGGAGAAGGCCGAGUUCCUGCAGGAAGCGCACCUCAUGAGCAACUUCAAGCACAAGCACAUCCUGAAGCUGAUCGGCAUCUGUCUGGAGUUCGACUCGCUGCUCAUCGUGAUGGAGCUGAUGCAGGGUGGUGACCUGCUGAGCUACCUUCGCUCGAACCGGCCAACGCCGGGUGUUCCAUCCUCGUUGACGCUGCUGGAUCUGAUCAGCAUGUGCGUGGACGUUGCGACGGGCUGUCGGUACCUGGAGGAGACGCACUUCGUGCACCGGGACUUGGCUUGCCGGAACUGUUUGGUUUCGUCGCCGGAUCCGAAGGAUCGCGUGGUGAAGAUCGGCGACUUUGGACUGGCGAGAGAUAUCUACAAGAACGAUUACUACCGGAAGGACGGUGAGGUGCUUCCGGUGAGGUGGAUGUCUCCGGAAAGCUUGGUGGAUGGAGUGUACACUUCGCAGUCGGACAUCUGGGCGUUUGGAGUACUGCUGUGGGAGAUCAUGACGCUUGGGCAGCAGCCGUAUCCGGCGCGGAACAACGUUGAGGUUUUGCAUUGUCGGGGUGGUGGUCGACUUGGUCGACCACAAGAUUGUCCGGAAGAGCUAUACCAACUAAUGCUUAAAUGUUGGAGCUACUCACCCGAGGAUCGACCAACGUUUCGGUACCUGCUGGAAGUGCUCAAGUCACUCAAGGAGCGCACCAGUGACUCUAUCCAGAUCACUUCCCAGUUCCCAUGCAAGGUGCAAAACGGUGCGAUCUUUAACCGAUCCUAUCUGCUUUCCGACAUCAAUCACAAUCCGUUCAUGGCAGAUAUCAAGUUCGGCAGCAGCGGAAGCGGAGGAGCCUUCAUCAUCACCCCCAACGUCUUCCAGCGGUUCCGGUGCGACGGUCAUGACCACGACGAUACCAAAGUAUCUGGAACUCGUCUACGACGAUAACCAUAGUUCCAACAGCAAGUGUUCCACCGGCGAAGACGUCCCGCUGACCACGGGCUUGACCGUGGCGCUACCAAACUGCCAGCAACCCAUGGGUGAGAUGACGGACAACGGGUACGAGAUCCCGAUCCACGACAUCAUCAUGCGGCAGCAGCAAUCCCCUGCUGGAAGCUUCAAGGUCGAACCUUCUCGAGCUCCUCGACGGUCAGCAACGUGAGUACGUUGCCUGCUUCUGCAGCCGGAACUUCGGGAACCCAUCACCACCAACCCCCUCGGAUAGACGACUGUUCCAGUCUGGAGGCACUGCUCCCGAUCAACUCGAUCCUAACCGUACGGUUACCGGACGAGCCAGAGUCGCUGCCUGCGCAAGCACCGUCACCGACGGUUGACAGCGUCGCCGAGAACAAUAGUAUUAGUGGCAAGGAACAAUCGCAGCAGGUCAGCUUACCGGCAGAAGAGUGCAAAACGGUUAUGUAAGGCGAAAGCGAAGAAGGCUAGCAGGAAACAAAUACAAGUCGACACGUGAAGACAUUCCAAAGAAGCGACACGACACGCGCAGUAGGCGAUAGGUUUAGAUGCUCAAACUAGCGAUAAACAGCUAGAAACGUCACUUUGACAGUUAGAUAGUUUUUCCAAAUGACAUUUCAAAGUAAUUAAUUGUAAAUAGUUAGAUGCAGUCAGCUAGCAGUAAGCAAGAGGAAAACUCAGAAUAAGUUCCAAAUGUCAGUGUUCUCGUCGCCAAAAAAGGAACUUCCGGAUCAGCCGCACUUGCCGUGCAACCGUCGGAAGUUUCCGUCAAAUUUUCCUAAUAUAAUUACAGAAUUAAUUGUACAUAUAGUUUAACACGAACUGAAACGAGCAAAUUUUAAGCAAUCAAUACCAAAUUGUAAAUAUUUCCUUUUUUUGCGUUUGCUGUCGGGUACAUGUGACAAUACCAGGGUUUACGAGUCACCCUUAUAUUAAAGGUGGCACUAACCUGCAAAAGUUAGCAUUUUUAAGGAAUCUUUUAGUUGUUAAGACAACCACACUGUCGCGUACUAUCUACUACUACUACUUCUGCAAUAAGUUAUUUUUCCGCUUACCUUGUGUUUAUAGCUUCUAGUGAACUUUGACAGCUAGUGAACUUUGACAGCUCGUUUUAAAGAUGGCGGCGCACGUGGCAACGAAACCAAGUUAGAGGUUAGAAAUAAAGAUGGAAAUAUUUUCACUGA